Fusarium proliferatum ET1 is the source of this 1014-nucleotide messenger RNA. Its product is annotated as putative nuclease S1 precursor. NCBI's taxonomy places the organism in Eukaryota, Fungi, Ascomycota, Sordariomycetes, Hypocreales, Nectriaceae. The coding region runs from base 1 to 1014 and encodes 337 amino acids. The record is from RefSeq and is a predicted model, not a curated record. The transcript has 2 exons. Gene Ontology annotation, biological process: DNA catabolic process. Gene Ontology annotation, molecular function: endonuclease activity; nucleic acid binding.
AUGAUGCUCAAAUCUCUUCUGUUGGCCUCUGGAGCCAUCCGCGCUGUUCAUGGUUGGGGUGUUUUAGGUCAUGCUACUGUUGCCUACAUUGCUCAACGCUUUCUUGAUGAUGAUGUUGCCUCCUGGGCACAGGGUGUUCUGGGAGAUACCUCAGACUCAUACCUUGCCAGCAUCGCCUCGUGGGCUGACACCUACCGCACAACGGCAGCUGGAAAAUGGUCAGCUCCUCUACACUUUAUUGAUGCAGAGGACAGCCCACCAACAAACUGCAAUGUCGACUAUGACCGCGACUGCGGAAGUUCUGGAUGCUCCAUCUCCGCUGUUGCCAACUACACUCAACGUGUAGGAGAUAGCCGUCUGACAAAAGCAAACAAGGCUGAGGCUCUCAAGUUCCUCGUCCACUUUUUGGGUGAUAUCACCCAGCCACUGCACGAUGAGGCCUACGAAGUUGGCGGAAACGAUAUCAAGGUCACCUUUAACGGGUACUCUGGUGAUAAUCUGCAUUCAGACUGGGACACGUAUAUGCCCGAGAAGCUGAUCGGUGGCCACGCCCUGACCGACGCUCAAUCGUGGGCCAACACACUCAUCUCUGAUAUCGUGUCUGGCUCUUACAAGUCCAAAGCUGCUUCUUGGAUCGCAGACAGCGACGUGACUGAUCCCAUCGCAUCAGCUACGGCCUGGGCUUCAGAUGCUAAUGCUUUUGUCUGCACCGUUGUCAUGCCCAACGGUGCUGCAGCCUUGCAGACAGGCGAUCUCUACCCGACAUACUACAACUCUGUGAUCCCAACCAUCGAGUUGCAGAUUGCCAAGGGCGGUUACCGCCUGGCCCAUUGGCUGAACAGCAUCUACUCUGCUAAGAUUGCGACUCGUUCUACGCAUAAGCUGAAUGCGCGAAAGCCACUGCCAGACUUGAUGGGAAGAGAUCUGCUUCCUGCUGCCCGACCUUUGAGUCGUGCUAAAUUGGCGAGGGAGGCAAUGAGUGGAAGCUGCUGUGGUUCAGGACAUUCUCAUUAG